AUGGAAAGCCCAUUAGCAUUGGACCCAAAGGAGAUGCAAGAGAAGGUGAGAAGCUGGAUUGAGAAAGCUAGCAGUGAAGGAGAAUUGACUCAUGUUUCAGAAGAAGAGAGCUGCGUGGGGAAGGAAGAAAAGCAACCAGCUAGUGAUGGAGAGAGAGUGCAAGCACGUGAAGCACGAGUGCGACCCCGAUGGCUCAAAGAAAUGAAGAACGAAGAACUCGCCGCCAUGAUUCACGCUUUGGAGCUCAGUUUCCAAAAGCAUUCGGAGGAACAAUUUGCCCGAUUUAAUGCUAAGUUGGAUGAACAAGUCACACGACUGGAUGACCGAGUAAACCAGCUACAAACACCAUUGGGGACAUCGCAUGGAGGUAAAACAAGUAUAAUGCAUCAUCUGCAUCCUCCAACUGGGCAGAAUUCUGAAGGAGUCUCGGAGAACAGGGAAAUGAACCACAUCUUGAAGAAUAUGAAAGUUAAAGUUCCUCGGUUCGACGGGAACAAUGUGGAAGAUUGGGUGUACAAGAUCAACAAGUUUUUUGACUUACACGGGAUUCCGCCAGGCACUCGGUUAUUAUUGAUUGCAUUUCAUCUUGAAGGACCUCCCUCUACCUGGUUUCAAUGGAUGGAAAAAGGGGGUGGGUUUGCGGACUGGGAUUCGUUUCUGCGAGCCUUACGGUUACGUUUCGGAGUGUCCGUUUAUGAUGAUCCGCUGGGGAGGAUCGCGAAGUUAACUCAGACUGGGCGUGUUUCGGAAUUCAGGGCCGAAUUUGAAGAUUUAAUGACUCAGAUUUCAGGUGUAUCGGAGCACUUCUUCUUGAAUUUUUUUGUAUGGGGAUUGAAGAAUGAGAUCAGAAGGGAGCUGUUGCUGGCCAAACCAGUAGACUUAGCCGAUGCUAUGGCCAAAGCUCAACUGUUCGAGGAUAGGCACGAUGACUUACUGGGGAGGGUGAGAAGUGAGGGGACUCGCGCAGGGUGGUCUCCGCGGUUCACAAAUUCGUCAAGCCCCGUCCAUGGCACGGCUGGAUCGACUGUUAGUGCACCCAACACCAAUGUAACAGUAGCUGCCAAAUUUCACAAACCCAGCCCCUCGGCUUUGCCAGUGAAACGUUUGUCUCCCACUGAGAUCAAGGAAAAAAGAGAUAAGGGACUGUGUUUCACCUGUGAUGAGAAAUACAGUUUUGGACAUAAAUGUAAAAAUCGUGUUCUAAUCCUUUGUACCCAGGGAGAUGAGGAAGAAGAAGAAGCGAUGGCACAAACUGAACAAGGAGACACUUAUGAUGUAGAGGAGGGGCUAACUGACGAAGUGAGUUUGAAUUCAUUAUCGAAUUCCACCAAUCCGAGGAUAUUCCGCAUUAUUGCCCAACAUGGAACCGAGCCUUUGGAGGUUUUGAUAGACACGGGCAGCAACAAUAAUUUUAUUCAAGAGGCAUUAGCAGCUCGUUUGGGAUUGGCUUGUGAGGAUACCAAAAGGUUCAAAGUGUAUAUGGGAAAUGGCAACUCUCUUUGGUGUUCCCAACUGUGUAAAGAAGUGGAGUUAAUCUUACAAGGGCAUAAGUUUUCAGUCGACUUAUAUGUCUUGCCGAUAUGGGGUCUGGAUGUAGUUUUGGGGAUGCAAUGGCUUCAAACUUUGGGACCUUGCAUACAUGAUCAUCGAGCAUUAACAAUGGAAUUUAAAUGGCAGGGUAAUGUGGUCAAACUAGCGGGCUCGUCAACUACAGAGAAUCAUCAAUUAUCUUCGGCACAAUUACGAACUAUGUGUAGAGAGGGGGACAUAAAGGAUGUUUUUAUGUUGGCCACAGUUUCACAGACAGAGGCAGCAGCUUAUGCAGAGGUUGCAGACUUAGAAACAAAUUUACCAUUGGAAGGACAAGGUGUUCUUUUUGAGUUUCAAGAUGUCUUUGCCGAGCCUACACAAUUACCACCACACCGGCUGACCGAUCACCGCAUUUUCCUACAACCGGGGUCGAAACCAGUCAACGUAAGACCAUAUCGUUAUCCUUACUUUCAAAAGGAUAUUAUUGAGCAAUUGGUGCGGGAGAUGGAGCAUUAUGGGUUCGUUCAACCAAGUAAUAGUCCCUAUUCAUCACCGGUCUUAUUAGUGAGGAAAAAGGAUGGGUCGUGGCGUUUUUGUAUUGAUUAUCGAGCAUUGAACGACAUUACCAUUAAAGACCGAUUUCCGAUACCGACCAUAGAUGAGUUAUUGGAUGAGUUGGGAGGGGCGACAGUAUUUUCUAAGCUGGAUCUUCGGGCCGGGUAUCACCAAAUUCGAAUGGAUUCACGCGACAUUCACAAGACAGCAUUUCGCACUCACGAAGGCCACUACGAAUUUCGAGUAAUGCCAUUUGGUCUCACUAAUGCCCCUUCGACAUUUCAGGCCACUAUGAACCAGAUAUUCAAGCCAUUACUCCGCAACUGUGUUAUUGUUUUCUUUGACGAUAUUUUAGUUUACAGCAAGACCGGAGAGGACCAUCGCUGCCAUUUGCGGUUUUGUGUUACAAAAGCAGCGGGAUCACCAAUUUUAUGCUAA
Humulus lupulus (European hop) is the source of this 2523-nucleotide messenger RNA. RefSeq lists its product as uncharacterized. Lineage: Eukaryota; Viridiplantae; Streptophyta; Magnoliopsida; Rosales; Cannabaceae. The record is from RefSeq and is a predicted model, not a curated record. The transcript has 2 exons. The coding region runs from base 1 to 2523 and encodes 840 amino acids.